This is a messenger RNA of Sphenostylis stenocarpa, 2781 nucleotides long. NCBI's taxonomy places the organism in Eukaryota, Viridiplantae, Streptophyta, Magnoliopsida, Fabales, Fabaceae. The record is from the annotation of a GenBank genome assembly.
AUGGAACAAGAAGAAUAUACAAAGGAGCAGAUCAAUUGGAGCUACAUCGAAUUUGUUGACAAUCAAGAUGUUUUGGACCUUAUUGAGAAGAAACCUGGAGGAAUCAUUGCUCUCCUCGAUGAAGCUUGCAUGUUUCCAAAAUCAACUCAUGAAACAUUUGCAAACAAGCUUUAUCAAACAUUUAAGAAUCACAAGCGCUUUAUUAAGCCAAAAUUGUCUCGAACAGAUUUCACAAUUGCUCAUUAUGCUGGGGAGGUAUUGUACCAGUCUGACCAAUUCUUAGAUAAAAACAAGGACUAUGUGGUUCCAGAACAUCAAGAUUUGUUGAGUGCUUCCAAAUGUUCUUUUGUUUCUGGCCUUUUUCCACCACUCCCAGAAGAGACAUCAAAAUCUUCCAAAUUUUCUUCAAUUGGUUCUCGUUUUAAGCUACAACUACAAAGCCUGAUGGAGACAUUAAAUUCUACAGAACCCCAUUACAUUAGAUGUGUCAAACCAAACAACCUUCUCAAGCCUGCAAUUUUUGAGAAUAACAAUAUUAUGCAGCAACUACGCUGUGGUGGUGUUUUGGAGGCAAUCAGAAUCAGUUGUGCUGGCUACCCUACUCGCCGUGCCUUCUUUGAAUUUAUAAACAGAUUUGGCCUCCUUGCCCCAGAGUUCAUGGAAGCAAACUGUGAUGAAAAGACUGGUUGCCAAAAGAUUCUGGAAAAGAUGGGGCUUAAAGGAUAUCAGAUUGGAAAAACGAAGGUGUUCUUGAGAGCAGGUCAGAUGGCUGAACUAGAUGCUCAGAGAGCUCAAGUACUUAGUAAUGCAGCAAAAGUUAUCCAAAGGCGUGUGCGAACCCAUCAAGCUCGCAGACAUUAUCUUGCAUUGCGAAAGAAGACCAUAUACUUGCAGUCUCGGUGGAGAGGAAGACUUGCAUGCAAACUCUAUGACCACUUGAGAAGGGAAGCUGCUGCUAUGAAAAUCCAAAAGAACAUACGCAGAUAUGAAGCUAGGAAAGCGUAUAAAGAACUUCAUGUGUCAGUACUUACACUACAAAGAGCUAUAAGGGCCACUGCUUCUCGCAAGGAAUUCAGAUUUAGGAAGCAGACUAAAGCUUCCAUCAUCAUUCAGGCUGCAAAAGAAACUGGUGCCCUACAAGAAGCAAAGGAUAAACUUGAAAAGCGAGUGGAGGAACUCACUUGGCGUCUUCAACUAGAAAAAGGUUUAAGGACCAAUCUAGAAGAAUCCAAAGCCCAGGAGAUAGCAAAACUGCAGAAUUCAUUGCAGGAGAUGCAGAGCAAAUUCGAUGAAACUAAUGCUCUGCUCAUCAAAGAGCGAGAGACUGUAAAGAAAGUUGUUGAAGAAGCACCUCCUGUCAUUCAAGAAACACAAGUUAUUGUUGAAGAUACACAGAAGAUUGAGACACUGACAACAGAAAUUGAGAGCCUAAAGACUUCACUUGAGUCAGAGAAACAGAAAGCUGAUGACUUUGAAAGAAAAUACAAUGAAGCCCAAGUUUGUAUUGAAGAAAGAGGUAAAAAACUAGAAGAGAUGGAGAAGAAGGGUCGUCAACUUCAAGAAUCAUUGACUAGGCUAGAAGAGAAGAUUACUAAUUUAGAAUCAGAGAAUCAGGUAUUACGUCAACAAGCUGUGUCCAUGGCACCUAAUAAGUUCCUUUCAGGACGUUCAAGAUCAAUCAUCCAGAGAACUGAAAGUGGUCAUAUUAUACCGGAAGCGAAGACACCUAUGGCUAAUCAGGAAAUGCAUAGCACAUCAAUGCAUCGGAGGGAACCCUCUGAUGGCUUCGAUGAUAAACCACAAAAGUCACUAAAUGAGAAACAACAAGAGAAUCAAGAGUUACUCAUUAGAUGUAUUGCACAACAUCUAGGCUUUGCUGGGAACAGACCAAUUGCUGCCUGUAUCAUAUACAAAUGCUUGUUGCACUGGCGAUCAUUUGAAGUUGAACGUACUAGCGUUUUUGAUCGAAUCAUCCAAACUGUCGGCCAUGCAAUUGAGACCCAGGAUAACAAUGACGUCUUGGCUUAUUGGUUAUCCAAUGCCUCUACACUUCUCUUGUUACUCCAGCGCACGCUCAAGGCUAGUGGUGCUGCUGGAAUGGCUCCACAACGUCGUCGUUCUUCAUCAGCAACCUUGUUUGGGAGGAUGACUCAAAGUUUCCGUGGAACUCCAACUGGAGUAAAUCUUUCCCUAGUCAAUGGUAGCGCAAGCAGAGGAGUAGAUACAUUAAGACAAGUUGAAGCCAAGUAUCCUGCACUGCUUUUUAAACAACAGCUUACAGCAUAUGUGGAAAAGAUAUAUGGAAUGAUUCGUGAUAAUUUGAAGAAAGAAAUUUCUCCCUUACUCGGAUUAUGCAUCCAGGCACCAAGAACAUCCAGAGCAAGCCUUGUUAAGGGAUCAUCACGUUCUGUUGCAAACACUGAAGCCCAGCGUGCUUUGAUUGCUCAUUGGCAGGGGAUUGUGAAGAGCCUAGGAAACUUUCUAAAUACUUUGAAAGCUAAUCAUUAUGCAGGUUCUGCCUGGGAUGAGCUCAAACAUAUUAGACAAGCAAUUGGAUUUCUGGUCAUACAUCAGAAACCAAAGAAAACAUUGGAUGAAAUAAGCCAUGACCUGUGCCCAGUCCUCAGUAUACAGCAGCUGUAUCGGAUAAGCACCAUGUACUGGGAUGACAAAUAUGGAACGCAUAGUGUGUCCUCUGAUAUAGAUAUUGCAGAUAUAGAGCCUCCGCCAUUAAUUCGUGAAAACUCUGGGUUUAGCUUUUUGUUGCCGCGUCCAGAUUGA